UAAAGUCAUAUGACCACAUAAGUCACAUGCUCAGUUUUGCUUUAUUUCAACAUGACCAUUCAAGUCUACCGGUUUACAAUGAGUCGAUUGUCUUUAUUUGUUGUCUUUGUUUGUUUGGUGGUUGUCGAGGGACGCUAUAAGGGCUUCCUGAGAUUUAAUGGACGGCAGGAUAUGAGACUUGUGACCGACGAGCAAUGGUUCAUACAGAAACUUGAUCACUUCAAUGGCGCAGACAGCAGAGUCUGGAAGCAAAGGUACUUUGUGAACGACGCCUUCUACAAGCCAGGUGGUCCAGUGUUUCUGAUGAUUGGCGGGGAAGGUCCAGCCAACCCAGCUUGGAUGCAGCAUGGUACCUGGCUGACUUAUGCAGAGAAACUGGGGGCCAUUUGCUUCAUGUUAGAGCAUCGCUUCUACGGAAAGAGCCACCCGACGGUUGACCUAAGCACUGAGAACCUACGGUUCCUCAGUAGCCGUCAAGCUUUGGCGGACCUGGCCCACUUUCGCACCGAGAUGGCUGAAACCCGAGGACUGCUCAACCGGAAGUGGGUGGCGUUCGGCGGGUCGUACCCGGGUUCUUUGGCAGUGUGGUUGAGGUUGAAGUACCCCCAUGUGGUGCAUGCUGCCGUCGCCAGCAGCGCUCCACUGCACGCCACAGUCAACUUCCCAGAGUAUUUAGAGAUUGUGUGGCGUUCGCUGGCCUCAGAGAAUGCAGAGUGUCCUCUGCUGGUACAAAAGGCUUCAGAUAGCUUAGCGGAGCGCCUCAAAGACCCACUGACCUACGACAACAUCACUAAAGACUUCAAUUUGUGUUCCAAACUGAAGAUCGAGACAGAAACAGACUCUGCCUACUUCCUGGAACUGCUGGCUGGCAACUUCAUGGACGUGGUCCAGUAUAAUGAAGACAACAGGGGGUUUGAGGGCGCAACGGGCACCAACAUAACAAUAAAGGUACUGUGUGGGAUGAUGGCAGACACGUCACUCGGAGAUCCGUAUGCCCGAUAUGCUGCUGUGGCCCAUCUGAUGACGGACACCUUCUCGAUGAAAUGUGUGGACGCGAGCUUCAACAACAACCUGAGAGACAUGACUAAUACAUCCUGGGAUGGGCCGGCCGCUUCGGGAGGGAGACAGUGGGUCUACCAGACCUGCUCUGAAUUUGGAUUUUAUCAAAGCACCGAUUCACCCAAUCAACCCUUCACCGGCUUCCCCCUGGAGUAUCACGUGAAACAGUGCAAAGACUUUUAUAAUAUCACCGCCGAGCAACUUGCGGAGGCCGUGGCUGAAACCAAUGAGUAUUACGGUGGCUAUGACAUCCAUUCCACCAGGAUAGUUUUCCCCAACGGCUCCAUUGACCCCUGGCAUGCACUGGGGAUCACUCAGGACAUCACGGACGACCUGCCGGCUGUUUUCAUCAAAGGAACAGCCCACUGUGCCAACAUGUACCCUUCCAGGCCUGAUGACCUCCUCCAGCUCACCCUUGCCCGCCAUCAAGUCCUCCUACACCUCCAACAAUGGUUGAAGCAGUAAAUGCCAGUCAUGUCUGCAUCAAACGUGCUUAUUAAUAAAUCAACCACUGCUUGAAAAUUUCAAUAAAGAUAUUUUUUUGAC
Molecule: messenger RNA, 1605 nt
Organism: Doryrhamphus excisus (bluestripe pipefish)
Lineage: Eukaryota; Metazoa; Chordata; Actinopteri; Syngnathiformes; Syngnathidae
Gene: prss59
Product: serine protease 59, putative
Biological process (GO): proteolysis
Molecular function (GO): dipeptidyl-peptidase activity; serine-type exopeptidase activity
Source: RefSeq, a predicted model, not a curated record